CCCUUUUCACCACCAACCAUGAAACUAAUAUAUCUCACAUUCCUCUCUUCCCUUCAAACAACCUCCUCUUCAAACCCUAAUUUGAUCACCAAAUCCCUCGCAAGAUCCAACCUUUUUCACCAAAUUCAUCGCCAUUGCUCAUCCUCUACCCGAUUCUUCUCUUCUCCUUCCUCUCCCGACAACGCCAUGGAUGGAGCUUCGCCCCCAAUCCAUGUCGUCUCCACCGUCGCCUCGCCGUUCGACGAGAACCCGGCGUCUGCCAUUGAUGCGGGAUCCUCGCUCCGCAAGCCGCUCAGCUUGUGGCCCGGGAUGUACCAUUCGCCGGUGACCAAUGCGCUCUGGGAGGCCCGAUCCAGCAUCUUCGAACGGUUGCUUGAUGAAUCGCGCAAUGGGCCUCCGCAGUCCCAGUUGCUUACCAAGACUCCGUCGCAGAGCAGGACCAGCAUCGUCUAUGGUUUUUCUAGUGAUUAUAUUCUCAGAGAACAGUACCGGGAUCCGUGGAACGAGGUGAGGAUUGGGAAGUUGCUUGAGGAUCUGGAUGCCCUUGCUGGAACCAUUUCUGUGAAGCACUGCUCUGAUGAUGAUAGCACAACAAGGCCUCUAUUGCUAGUCACUGCUUCUGUAGAUAAGAUGGUUCUUAAGAGGCCGAUUCAGGUGGACACAGACGUUAAGAUAUCUGGCGCUGUUACAUGGGUGGGGCGUUCAUCCAUUGAGAUACGGAUGGAAGUGACUCAGCCACAAGAGGAUGGACUAGUAGAUCCUGUUGUCUUGACCGCAAAUUUCACAUUUGUGGCCCGUGACUCAAAAACUGCAAAAUCUGCUCCUGUUAACCGCCUUUUGCCAGAGACUGAGCAAGAAAAGUUGCUUUAUCAGGAAGGGGAAGCACGAGACAAAUUGAGGAAAGAAAGGAGGGAAGAACAGAAAAAAGCAUUUGAAAGAGGAUGGCAUAGUCUUCAUGGGGAGGUCGACAGGUUGAAAAGUUUGCUAGCUGAAGGCCGAGUGUUCUGUGAUUUACCUGCUUUAGCAGAUAGAGAUAGCAUUCUGAUGAGAGAUACAAGCCUAGAAAAUUCUCUUAUUUGCCAACCACAACAAAGGAACCUGCACGGAAGAAUUUUUGGAGGUUUUCUUAUGCACUUAGCAUUUGAAUUAGCCUUUUCAACUGCAUAUGCUUUUGUCGGACAGAAGCCUUGCUUUCUUGAAGUUGAUCAUGUCGAUUUCUUAAAACCAGUUGAUGUUGGAGAUUUCCUCCGCCUUAAAUCAUGUGUUUUGUACACACAAUUAGAGGACCCUGCACAACCUCUGAUCAAUAUUGAAGUGGUAGCUCAUGUUACUCGACCUGAGCUCCGAACGAGUGAGGUGUCCAACACAUUCUACUUCACAUUUACUGUUAAUUCCGAUGCUCUAAAGAAUGGACUUCGGAUUCGCAAUGUGGUUCCUGCCACGGAAGAGGAGGCACGUCGGGUACUGGAGCGCAUGGAAGCGGAGAAAAUUUUUGCGUAGAUCAUAAGCUUGUAGUUGUAUACGAUCAAAAGAAGCACAUUACAAGUAAAGUGAUUUUAUCUAGAGGUGAAUUGUCGCAAAAAGUUUAAUACAAUACAAUGUUCCAACAAAUAACUUGAUUAUCAGCUAUUGUACAAGAAUAAGAAACUGUUGCAUCAAAAGCAGAUUAAAAAUAAAAAAUAAAAAAGUAUAUUUAGCUUCAUGUA
This is a messenger RNA of Dioscorea cayenensis subsp. rotundata (Guinea yam), 1706 nucleotides long. RefSeq names its product acyl-coenzyme A thioesterase 9, mitochondrial-like. The coding region runs from base 19 to 1500 and encodes 493 amino acids. The transcript has 5 exons. Gene Ontology annotation, molecular function: fatty acyl-CoA hydrolase activity. The record is from RefSeq and is a predicted model, not a curated record. Gene Ontology annotation, biological process: acyl-CoA metabolic process. Lineage: Eukaryota; Viridiplantae; Streptophyta; Magnoliopsida; Dioscoreales; Dioscoreaceae.